This is a messenger RNA of Ilex paraguariensis (yerba mate), 1553 nucleotides long. Lineage: Eukaryota; Viridiplantae; Streptophyta; Magnoliopsida; Aquifoliales; Aquifoliaceae. The record is from the annotation of a GenBank genome assembly.
GAAGGGAAAGGGGGACGUAAUAAAGAAACGAGAGAAAGAGAGGAAACAAAGACAAAGGUCCUCAAAACCUCAUGAUCAAAACUCUCUCUCUCUCUGUCUCUCUAGGACUUUGUGAGCUUUCCUCUACUUAAUCAAGAGUUGGAAUAGCUUUGAAAGUUUCUACAGAGAACUGUUUAGGGAGCUUCAUAAAAAGAUAAAGUAAAAGAGAAAAGAAAGAAAGUGAGAGAAAGCAAGGGAUUUUUUUUUAUCAGUUGGUUACUGAGGAAACAAUGAAUCGAGGUGUUUUGCAGAGUUCACCGGUGCAACAAUUGGUGGCCGGAAGCCCUAAUUGGUGGAACAUCAAUCACAUGAGGCCACCACCUCAACAGCCCUCUCCUUUCUUGGUUCCUACUCCACAGUUCUUCCCUCAAUACACCCCACCACCUUCAUGGCAUGAUAACCAGGAGUUUCCAGAGUCUUUGAGCCAACUACUCCUGGGUGGCUUUGUGGGUGAAGUAGACAAAUCUGGUUUGAGCCGCUUACAGGCCAAGAAGUUGGAGAAUUGGGAAGAACAACUAUUACACCAAGCUCAAAAUGGUUCUGUUGAAGUAAAACCAGAGAACUUAGCAAGUAGCUAUGUGUAUGGUCAUGGAAAUGUAGAGUUCCAGGCCCCUAAACCCACUUGGUCUCAAAUGGUUCCAGCUUCAUCUCCCAAAUCUUGUGUUACAAGUUUAAAUACUAGCAUGUUGGAUUUCUCUUCUACCACGCCAGAUGGGAGGCACCCACCACCGGAUCAUUCCUCAGAGUGCAACAGUACUGCCACUGGUGGGGCAGCUAAGAAAGCUAGGGUUCAAGCAUCUUCAACUCAAUCUACAUUCAAGGUGAGGAAGGAAAAAUUGGGUGACAGAAUAACCGCCCUUCACCAGCUAGUUUCCCCCUUUGGGAAGACUGACACAGCUUCUGUCUUGUUAGAAGCUAUUGGAUAUAUUAGAUUUAUUCAGAAUCAAAUUGAGGCCCUUAGCUUACCGUACUUGGGCAGUGGAUCAGGAAACAUGAGGCAGCAACAGUCUGUUCAAGGAGAGAGGAAUUGUUUAUUUCCUGAAGACCCUGGUCAGGAUCCUCAAGAAGAACCCAAGAAGGACCUGAUAAGUAGAGGGUUGUGCCUGGUUCCCAUAUCAUGCACAUUGCAAGUUGGGAGUGACAAUGGUGCAGACUACUGGGCUCCGGCGCUCGGUGGAGGUUUCUGAUGAACGAGGGUUUUGGCCACGGAGGCCGGCACACACCAGAGCUUCAUAAAUAUGAUAUAACAUCAUGAGCAGUCAAUCUGCUAAAACCUAAGGCUGAUUGCUCAUGAUGCUAUGCAUUCUUAGUUGGAAUUAAGUGUGCUGUAAUAUGUUAUAUUUAGGGGGGCUUUCAAAGUCCUUACAACCCUUUACCUAACUUUAUUAUCUCUUUCUCUCUCUUCAUCGGCUGGUACAAUGCUUUCAUGUAUGUAUAUGCCGUUUUAGUAUGAUUAAUCAUUUCAAAUGCAGCUUCUGCAGCACUUAUUUUCUCGGUUCACCUUUUUUUUUUUU